Messenger RNA from Wasmannia auropunctata (little fire ant), 5362 nucleotides. RefSeq names its product eukaryotic translation initiation factor 2-alpha kinase 4 (gene Gcn2). The record is from RefSeq and is a predicted model, not a curated record. The transcript has 14 exons. Gene Ontology annotation, cellular component: cytosol. Gene Ontology annotation, molecular function: eukaryotic translation initiation factor 2alpha kinase activity; protein binding; ATP binding. Lineage: Eukaryota; Metazoa; Arthropoda; Insecta; Hymenoptera; Formicidae. Gene Ontology annotation, biological process: DNA damage checkpoint signaling; regulation of translational initiation by eIF2 alpha phosphorylation. The coding region runs from base 296 to 5143 and encodes 1615 amino acids.
GCCUGUGCGACUAUUAUAGAUGAGGCUUAAGAUCUAUAUAGGUUCACGGGCGUAUAAUUUGUUUGCUUGUCCUGAUCUGAUCAAUCCGAUGUUCCGCGACGAAUCGCGAGGUGUGAUUAGAGGUUAGAGCGGGCCCCGGAGUUAGUUGAACUUGUUGUGAACUUGAUAUUCCCGAGGCGAUCGUCGAGUAUCGCGAAACGUACCGCGAUGUAGUCCCGUAUAUUGAGUCCAGAUUAUUCUGUUUCAUUUUCAACUUGCUAACCUGCGUACGAUGGGCAAAUAGCGGCGCGGCAAAAUGUCUCACGUUGAAUCAUGCAAGGUCCGGCAGCAAAAUGAAUUGGAGGUCUUGAAGUCCAUCUUCGGAGAUGAAUUACGCGACCUGAGGAAGAAUAGGAAUAAGAAGAGAUGGCAGCCUCUGGAUAUCGUUGUUACCUUGACACCCCAGAAAGGCAUGUCCGGACCGGCGGAAGUCUAUGCGCAGAUAGACUUGCACGUUAUAUGCUGCGACAAAUAUCCGGACGAGGCACCGACCAUUCAACUGCAAGACAGCAGGGGUUUGUCUCAUCAGCAGGUUGCGGUUCUGUCGUCGGAGCUUGAAAAUUUGGCGCAACAGUUGAAGGGCGAAGUCAUGAUUUUUGAAUUCAGUCAGCAUGUUCAGAAAUACCUGCACGAGCAUAACAAGCCGGGUUUUAGCAGUUUUUACGAGGAAAUGGUGUCGAGACAUCAGGAAAGGAUACAGUACGAGAUGCAGGAGAAGCAAAUGAAGGAGGAUAAAGAAAGACAGGUUCUGCUAGACGCCAUACAGAAACGUCAGGAAGCCCUGAAGGCCGAGAUGCGUAAUCGGAAGGAAACAAUUCGACUCACCACAGAUUCCGAUACCGUCUUUCGAUCCAUACCGUCGUCCCCGCACGAGCGAGGGACGAGCCGUUUCAGACGUCGCUGCGUGAGCACGUCGGAAAGCUCCGAAGGGUCGUUGUGCGAGCACAGAGGUACCAAGCUCAUCCACUUCGACAGUAAUAAAGGCGAGAGACAGGUGCACCGUGGGAAGUGUCUGGGGCACAGCGCGAAGGGCUCCGUAGUGUACGCCGGCGUGGAUGAGACCACCGGCGAGCUGUUGGCCAUCACGGAAUGGACGUUGAAAUGCGCGAUGACGAACGGCGGUUGCUCCACCCAGGAGGCCAUCGACAUCCAUCAUGCCAUGAAACAGAUCGCCAGCCUGGAGCAAGAGCUGAACCACUUGUACAAACUGCAUCAUCCCAAUCUCGUGCAUUAUUUAAAUAUGAAAUAUUUGCAGAACAAUAACAACGUGGUGAUUUUCGUGCUUCAAGAGUUCGUGGUUGGAACCACGUGCUCGUUCUUCCUGAUGGAAAACAUUCCGGUCGACGUCGACAUGCUGAGACAUCUGGCGACGGGCGUCCUCGAGGCGUUGCGGUACCUCCACGAGAAUAACGUGGUGCAUAAAGAUUUACGCGACACCAGCAUUUAUAUAGACACACACGGUGUCGUGAGAUUGUCCGAUUACUCGUUGGACAAAAGACUGUCAGAUAUGUAUCAUUCGAAUUCCUUAGCAAAGACUGAACACGAUUUCCCGACGAUUCAAGGCCGAGGUGGUAAGAAGGCAGACAUAUACAGAUAUGGAAUAUUAUUGCUCUCGUUAUUGAGAGGAGCCAUCACAUCCGGGGAAGAAAUCGAUCUAACAGUAAUUCCACAGCUUCACUUGAGGGACUUCAUUUCAAAAUGUCUCAUCGACGACGAGAGAAUGCGCUGGUCUGCCGAACAAUUGCAGCAGCAUGGUUUCAUAAGAAUACCGCUGGAACGAGGUUUGUCGCCCUCGAUACCGGAUCACGAUGAGAAGGAGAAGAAUUUAGAGCCGGAGGAGCCGGAUAUCGACAUUCACUUGCACUUGCCGUCGAUGGGUAGACAGUCGCGGAUACAGAACGAAUUUGAAGUUCUAAAGUGGCUGGGAAAGGGAGCCUUCGGCGACGUACUGAAAGUGCGGAACAAACUGGACGGCGGUGUCUACGCUAUCAAACGCAUAGAAUUGAAUCCAAAGAAAAAGCAGCUGAACAAGAACAUCACGCGCGAAGUGAAAUUGCUCUCUAGAAUGAAUCACGAGAAUGUGGUGCGUUACUACAAUUCGUGGAUCGAAAGUGCCACCCUCGACUCGGUCAGGCACAGUCAGUUCACGCCGAUCACCACGUCGUCAGAUAGAACAACCACCACGCAGGACAAAGCAGACAUAGUUAAUCAACUGGAAAGUGAUGAGAUAGAAAAAUUUGCUCCGCCGUUACGCGACGUCGAGUGGAAUAUAUCAUAUGAGUCUCGGGCGAAUGUGGCUGAUAGCGACGAUGAGAACAGCGUCUCCUCGACUGAUUCCGAUAGCGCAUUUCUGUCUAAGCUAGAUGCAAUGCGAACUUUAUUGCGUAUCGAGUCUUCCGAUAGCAUCGAAUUCGAAAGAGAUGGUAUAUCACAAAAAUCCGCGGUGACGCCGGACGUUUCGAGCAACGAUGUUAAAGACACUGAAACUUCUAACGAAGACAUAACGGUAAAAGAAAUACAAUUUUUGUACAUACAAAUGGAAUUCUGUGAGAAAAGCACAUUAAGAACUGCCAUAGAUAAUGGUUUGUACGAAGACGACGAACGUUUUUGGAGACUAUUUCGAGAAAUUGUAGAAGGCCUGGCGCAUAUUCAUCAGCAGGGCAUGAUACACAGAGAUUUGAAGCCCGUGAACAUCUUCCUCGACAGUAACGAUCACGUCAAGAUAGGGGAUUUCGGAUUGGCCACGACUAAUAUACUGUCGUUAGUCCAGAUCGAUGCCGAUAAAGAGUCACAAGCAGAGAAAGGUGGAAGUUUUGAUGUCGAAGAAUUGGGAUCUCUUACUGGUCAAGUUGGUACAGCUUUGUAUGUAGCUCCCGAACUUUCCGCAAAAACUGCCAAAGCAAUUUACAAUCAAAAAGUGGAUAUCUACAGCUUGGGAAUUAUCUUCUUCGAAAUGACGUACAAACCGCUGAUCACCGGAAUGGAGCGUGUCAAGGUCCUGUUGAAUUUGCGCUCGAAAGAGAUCAUCUUCCCUCCGGAUAUACCGGAAACAGAUAUGCCGUCUCAAGUUCAUAUUAUACGUUGGCUGCUGAAUCACGAUCCAAGUCAACGUCCUACCGCUCAGGAAUUACUCUCUUCCGCGUUCUUGCCGCCGCCGUUAGAGGAUACGGAAUUGCAAGAAGUGAUGCGCCACACGUUGUCCAACAGUCAAAGUAAAGCGUACAGAUAUUUAGUGGCGUCGUGCUUCACGCAAGACGUUACGCCGGCGGAAGAUAUUACUUAUGACAUGAAUUUACCCGCUAGGGGAACGCCAAGUGUUCUUUCCUCAAAACGGCAGUUCCUGCAGGAGAGAGUGAAGCAAAAAAUCGUCGAGAUAUUUCAGAAGCAUGGCGGAAUAUACCUCGCGACCCCGUUGCUAAUGCCCAAAUCCGUUCAGCAUUCUAAUUUCACCGAGUCCAACGUGAAACUGAUGACCCGCACUGGCAGUAUAGUUUCCAUACCUCACGAUCUUCGCACCCCUUUCGCUCGAUACGUUGUGUGGAAUAAUAUUUCGCAUAUUCGAAGAUACGCUAUCGAACGUGUCUUCAGAGAUAAAAAGGCUCGAGGAUUUCAUCCAAGGGAAUUGUACGAAUGUGCUUUCGACAUCAUUAGUCCUGUAGAUAAUAAUUUGAUGACAGAGGCUGAAUUGAUCUUCAUCAUAUGGGAGAUCUUCAACGAGUUGCCACAGAUACGGGAACAUAAUUUCAUAGUGCGCCUAAAUCACACGUCGCUGUUGGAGGCUGUGCUAAUGCACUGCGGCGUGGAGAAGGACAAAUAUCAGGACAUAUAUUCCAUACUGCAGGACGCCCGCGACGGGAAGCUAACUAAAUUUCAGGUCCAAACGCACUUGAUAAGCUUAUGCCUGACCGAUCAAGCUAUGGAAACGCUGUUCAAUUUGCUCGAAACGGAAAACUCGGUUGCAAAAAUCACGAGUGUCUUGAAGACAAUAACGAGAAGAAAGGGAGACGCUGCUGGUUUAGCUAAAGAGGGCUUGAAAGAUAUAGAAACUGUAAUAUCUAAUGUAGAAAGUUUGGGUGUUAAGUGGCCUAUUACUGUCGUACCUUUAUUAACGUACAACAUACAACAAUACAGUGGUGUGAUAUAUCAAAUAACUUGCGAGCUAAAGUACAGACGGAGACGGGGCGGUCAGGAUGUCAUAGCCGCGGGUGGUCGAUACGACAAAAUGCUGGUGUCGUUCAGAAAGGUUCUGGAGCGCACGGGAAUGGCCAGUAAGGAGACAAAACAAUACGGCGCUGGUAUCAGCAUAUCGCUGGACAAGUUGGUGUCGGCUGGUGCCGAGGAGUGUGAGAAUGGCGAAGGUAAAUGCGGCAUUGACGUGGCUGUAUGCUGCGAAGGAAAUUCCGAAAGCGAGGGAAGAGGGGAGAAGGACAUGAUUAACGUGUUGCGAGAAAUCUGGUCGUUAGGAUUGAAGACCACGACGUUAGAUCUGUGCACUAUGGAGGAAAUAUUGGAGUACUGCCAAGAAAAUUCUAUAAGUCACAUAGUAUUAUUACGAAAUGGCACCUUAAGAGUGCUUACGUGGGAGAGAGAUCGAUUUCAAGAGAAGAAGUGGAACACUAUACAGGACAUCGUUGAGUAUCUGCAACGGCAGUCGGAAACCGCGUUGCCGAUCUUGAACAGGUCCGAGAGUAAAGUAAGCGCGAACGACAUUUCGAUAGCGCCCAGCAAUCCGGUUAAUUUCAACGUCCACAUCGUUCUCUCCGAGCGUGAUAAACUGCCCGGGAGCGGCAAGAGAAGUCUUAAGAAUACCAUACUAACGCAAAUGUCGUCCUAUUUGCAAAGAAUAUCGCACAAAGUUCCUGUGGAAAUCUUCGCAGUCUCCUUGGAAAUGUCCGUUGUAAGAACGAUAUUCAGCUUUCUGGAGAUCGACGAGGAGGAGCAAGCUUUUCAGAAAAGCAUUCAGAUUGUGAUAGACAAACACCCACGGCACAAAAAGUACAUAAAAAAAAUAUGCGAGACAAUGAGGGAAUUACGGAAUGAGAAGUCCAGGCCUGUAGAGAUACUUUACAGUUUGAUAGACAGUAGACAUAUGACUUUAAUAUAGUGAUAUUAUCGAAGCCGAGGAAUAUAUUUUCGUAACAAUUAUGUGAAGUCGACAAUGAUGAGUGAUUGGAAUGUAUGUUUAAUAGAUGAUCAACAUAUGAGACGUAUACUAAAUACCUAAGCAUUUUUUGUACUGCAUUAUAUAUUUUUAAAUAUCAACGUUUAAUAAAAAAAAUGAGAUUGACGCUCCAAAAUGAUUUUGAAUCGAUACAAAACCAAA